Messenger RNA from Stylophora pistillata, 1566 nucleotides. Its product is annotated as transmembrane protein 179B. Lineage: Eukaryota; Metazoa; Cnidaria; Anthozoa; Scleractinia; Pocilloporidae. The record is from RefSeq and is a predicted model, not a curated record.
GUCACCUAACGAAUGAAUAAGAAUAAUGCCUCACAAUGAAAGAGAACUUAAGACACCCACCAUCAGGAUGAAAAUGAUAUUCGCUGGAUUCAACCUCGUUACCUGUCAAACCAUCCCCGACAGCCGCCAUGUUAACUAGGUUUAGUUGAACCAACAGAGCGGAAGAAACUGGUCACUAAAGAAUGAAACAAACGUUUCCCGAAGCUUUCCGAAGAGAGCCGAAGACACAACGGAGCGCAUUUUUCGAAUAGUUUGCGUACCGAUGUCUCUUAGUUCUUGUAAACCAGUGUUUGCAUCGAGAGAAAUUAUGUAUUUUACAAAAUAUGCAGAAGUUUGAGAAUUUCCUCUAUAUCCUAGCCCUGGCCGCUGGUUGUUGCAUUUCAGUUCCUCUGAGACUUAACGAAAUUAAUUUCAAUGGCGAUUGUUUACUUUUUGGAAAGCUGGAUAUUCUAACAAACACUAUAUUCAUGGGAAGUCAAGCGUACUGUAAUCUUACAUUCUUCUCUUCUUUGAGUAACGCUAUUUUGGCGAUUUUUCUCGGAUUGGGCAACUGUUGCUGUAAUAUACACACCUACAAUUGGAGUGUAGUGUAUUUCAAAUUCAUGGCCACUAUAUUGGCAGCAAUUGCAUGGAUCAACUGUCUGGUGUGUACUAUAUUUAUUGUCACUGGCUUCAACAAAUGGUGUAACUCUGUAACCAACAAUGGAAACAUUGAAAGGUGCAAAAAUGCAGAAAACUGGGAUUGGACUGUUUACACACCAGCUAGCAUUGAUGGUAGCAACUUUUACACCCACCUCUUUAUGGCAGAGGUUGCAUCAUAUUCUGCUCUUGGGAUUUGGUUUAUCAUCGUAAUGUUCUCUGGUAUAAAUUUCAAGAAAAACUUGUUCAAGAUGAAAGCUUCUGAAAACUACCUUACCGAUGAGAGAAUGGCAUACUCAUCACCCAUCCAAGAAAUUCCUUUCUAUGAGGUUACAAGUGACAGGGGAUCAAGAUAUCUUUAAACAGAUUCUUCUGAGUUGGCAAAUAUUAAGAAAUGUUUCUGGAACACUGAUAAUGUAGAUAUUCAUUGAGUAAGAAAACCAAAUGAGAAGUUUCUCAUCCUAAAUUAUUACUAACAAUAUGAAAUAACCUUCUUUUAAUGCAUGGUAAACCUAUAUAGUUAUUUUAUAAAAGCAAAAGACCCCACUUUCUAUCCCCUUACCAGCAUACAACCCUCGCAGGGUGUCAUUUACUCCAACAUAAGUAGAACACUGUGUGACCCACUGAAUGCUAUCCUUGCUUUCAUCAUUAGCAUAAUUCACAGAUUUUCAUUUGUUGCUUACUGCUUUUGUGGAUGGUGUAUUGAACCUUUUUUCACACAAGGAGAAAACUCUUAACUUGCAGCAAGCCAAGCAGAGAUGGCCAGCUAAAUUGACCCAGUCACUAAGAGAUUGAUUACAAAGUUAUUAAGUAAUCAAGAGGAACCAUCAGUGAAUUAUGUGUGUUAAAUCAUUCAUCAUCAUCUUUAUUUGCCUUAUUUUAACAAUUAAAAAAUAGUUAAUUACAGCGAUAACAGUUAGAAGGCAA